Molecule: messenger RNA, 1021 nt
Organism: Achroia grisella
Lineage: Eukaryota; Metazoa; Arthropoda; Insecta; Lepidoptera; Pyralidae
Gene: CPR9
Product: pupal cuticle protein 20-like
Exons: 4
Coding region: 1-636 (211 amino acids)
Cellular component (GO): chitin-based extracellular matrix
Molecular function (GO): structural constituent of chitin-based larval cuticle
Source: RefSeq, a predicted model, not a curated record
AUGUUCUACGGAAAAAAUGAUAAAGAAAAAUUUAUUAGCAAAGGGAAUUUCAGGUUAACGAAACCUCGAGGCGUGGAUCGAUUUGCCUUAACAACGACACUCAUAGCUGUUGUGUCUUGCGGACGUUUGGAGCCCCAAUACUUGCCUCCUAGACCUGGUAGCUCAGGAGGUGGCGGAGCGGGCAAUGGGGGGUAUAGCGGAGGGGGUGGCGGUUCAGGGAGCGGAUUUGGCGGAUCCGGAGGUACUGGGGGCGCGAAUAUACCCAUCACUAAAUACGAGAAUGUGAACAAUGGCGACGGCACUUAUCACUUCAGCUAUGAGACCGGCAACGGCAUAGAAGCUCACGAAAGCGGCGCUCCUCGCGCCCCGGGACCUGAAGGCCCCGCUGUAACAGCUGAGGGUGGGUUCUCUUACCGUGCUCCUGAUGGACAACAGAUUACUCUCACAUACACAGCAGAUGAAAAUGGAUUCCAUCCCGUUGGACCUCAUCUGCCUACUCCACCCCCCAUUCCGGAGGAGAUUCUUCGAUCUAUUGAAUUCAAUAAACAGAAUCCGUCAUCAGAGGGAGCCUAUAAUGGUGGGUCUGGAGGCAACAGCGCAGGGGGAUCUGGUGGCGCUGGUGGCUACCACUACUAAUCUCAAACUAAACAUACAUAUUUAGCUAAAAAUCACACCCAAUCUAAUGAAAUUAUAUAUUGCAAAUUAUAGAUUUGAUACCUUUUGUUAUGUUUACCUUAAAUUCCAAUGAUCUCAAAUAACAUGAUUUUGGUUUAUGAUUUAUUAUUUUAUGUAGCCUUUUUUUAAAGUUACAAGCAAAGAAAUAUUCUUAGUUAUAAACAUGUAAAAGUAAAGGUGAGUUUUAACAGAUUUAUAGUUCUGAAAAAGUUCCCGAUUGGAUAGUGUUCCUCAGGGAUUCGUACUUCAUAUAAACUCAAGUAGUUAUACCAUAUAUUGCAUGUGUGUGUGAAGUGAACUUUUAUUAAUGUUUGAUUAUUUUUGUUAUUGUUAGAUGAAUAAAUAU